Messenger RNA from Metopolophium dirhodum (rose-grain aphid), 1747 nucleotides. RefSeq lists its product as uncharacterized. The coding region runs from base 463 to 1620 and encodes 385 amino acids. Gene Ontology annotation, cellular component: nucleus. NCBI's taxonomy places the organism in Eukaryota, Metazoa, Arthropoda, Insecta, Hemiptera, Aphididae. The record is from RefSeq and is a predicted model, not a curated record. The transcript has 4 exons.
AUAAUAUAGUUCUUAUUCCUUUUCCUUAUACCAUGCUCACAAUUAAUUAUUAAACAGCAAUUAUAUUCCAGCAUUUCUAUUUCCAAUUCCACGCCUGGCUAUUAGGGUAUGAAAUAUUAUUGUAUGAUUUAUAUUUUAUAGUUUAUAUCCUAAAGGCACCUGGAAGUGUUGAAACAGGCCACAGACAACUAGACAAGUAGACAACAGCCUCACUUGACACUCUACACAUUAGGUAUUUUCUGUGCCUCACGUGACACUUCUUCACUCCCCAAGCUCAGUGUCAAGACUCGAAAAUCCUGUGGUUUGAUCUGAAUACCUGGUGAAUAUUGAAUAAGUCCUUGAGUAGUAAUCACAUCCUUUAACAGGUCUUGUUUUGAUCCUCAAAUGUUUGUGGGUUUAUUCGGUGUUUUUUCAAUGACAACCUAACAGCAUUGAAAAUAACAACAAGAUCACCAAGAUAUCAUGAUGUUUUCGAGUAAAAUACGUUUUUUUAAAAUCGCCAUCCAGCCGUCAUUUGUGUUCAGAACGUACAAAAAUGUGAAGGCAAAACCUAACAGACAGUUGCAGAACAACAAUGUCAAAGGCAACCCUGGGGGCAAUCGUAUGUUGGCCAUGGUCCUGGAUGGAGAAUCUCCAGACGCAUCUGACGUGACAUUUGAAGAUCUCGAAGACGGCGAUAAUGAUAUGCUGGAUUCGCAUUUGUUAUAUGAUCAGCAUAUGAAAGAAAUUAAAAAACAAGAACAACUUAAAUCAUUUCAGAACAUUAAACGAAAGUAUUUCAAAAGUAAUAUUGUACAGCCUAAUUUUUUAACAUACUUUGAAAAACAACAAAUUAAAAGUUUACAUGAUAAAUCGCCUAAAGAAUGGACUCCUCAAACAUUAUCAACAUGCUUCCCAGCAUCACCAGAAGUUAUUGUUAAAAUAUUGAAAUCUAAAUGGAUAUCGGAUGAAGGUCAAAAAAUAUUAAGGCAUGAUAAAUUGGUGCAGCAAAAUUGGGAACGUUUUCGUAAUGGACAGUUUAAAGAUAUUUUAUCUGAUGAACUAAAAAAUCAUUUAGGAAAAUUUUCAGAACGACGACCUACGUUAAUUACACCAAAGCAAGCCGAAGCUCAUAUUCCUAAACUAGCUGCAGAUUAUUUAAAGCCCCAGGAAUUUGGACAAAUUAUAACUAGUUACCUUGGUGAACUCACCAAUCCAAUUGAUGAACCAAUUCAAAUCGAAACUAAAGAUAAACCAAACAUCGAGUUGAUUUAUGAAAAUGACACAACAACUAAAAGCAGUAAGAGACAUUUUACAUUAGACGAAUUCAAAAGUGAUUCUCAAAAAGAAUCUUUUUCAUUGUAUACUACACCACGGACUUUGCCAACCAAUGAUAAAAGUGUUGACGUAGAAAAAGUUACAGCUAGUUUACAAGAGAAUACAAGCGUAAUUUCACGCAAAGAAGUUUCUGCAUUUAUUGAUACGAUAAACGAUUAUCCACUUGCUAUUCGAAUACCUAAAAAAGUUUGGAAAGAAGGAUAUAUGUAUAGAGUCAAUGAUUGUUUUUAUGAUGAUAAUGGAGACUUUUUGUAUAGAGUUCCAGGUUUAAUUAAUGAUGAAAAUAGACAACAAAAGCAAUAAUAAUAUUCAAUUGAUUUGAUUUAUUAAUGUUAUUAAUAUUGAUAUAAAUAUAUAUUUUAUGCUACCUAUUUGUGUAUAAUAAAAAUAUUGUUAAUGUAAUCUUACAAAAUAAAUACUAUUAUAUUAA